AGUUUCAUUGUUUUCAUUUGUUUUCCCGCCAAGUUAGCUUGCAGAAAAAAUCAUUGCUUCGCAAGCAUUUAAAUAUUGCUGAGCUAAUUUUUUACACUUUAACAAUUUUACACAAGCAGAUUUUAAUAUUUUAUUGUUAUAAUGGCAGACUCACCAUGUGAGCCCCGAGCAAAGAGACAAAAAGUUGAUAAAGCAGGUCGUUUUGCUGCACUCGCCAAGUUGAAAGAACUAAAAGGCAGUAAACAUAAAUAUGAAGUGGAGGAGGAGGUCGACAAUGUUUAUGAAAUAGUCGAUGAACGUGAGUAUGCCAAGAAGGCAAAGGAAUUGUACGGUGAUGACUGGAUAGAAGAUGAUGGUACCGGCUAUGCUGAAGACGGUCGAGACUUUUUCGAAGAUGAGGCUGAAUAUUCGGAUGAUGAUACCGCAAAAUCAUCUAAAGAUCAAAAGAAAGGUGGCAAAAAGCGUCCGCGAGAAAGUGAUAAACCGGUCAAAGGCAAAGGUUCCAUAAGAAAUCUCUUCAGCAAUGCUGUUCCCAAAAAGGCUGCGGCAGCAUCAAUUAAAGAUGAUGAUAUCUUAAACGAUAUUUUGGGCGAGCUAGAGGAUAAACCGAAGGAGUCAUCAACAUCGAAUGAAGCAGCAAAAUCCCAAAAAGUAAUUGCCCCCGCACGUAUUGUCACCAAUACACGGAAAUCAGAUGCGGCUGUGGCCAAAGAAUAUAUGAAUAGCUUCAUCAACAACAUCAAUAUGAAAGAAUCCUCAAAGAAAUCCAAAGAAAACAGUGACGAUGAACUUUUGGAUAGUAUAUUAAAAUCAAAACCAAAAGAAAAGGCGAAAGCUCCCACAGCAACGACGCCGGCAGUUGCAGCUAAGCCAACAGAACCAAAAGAAUCACAACCAAGGGAAGAGAACAAAGAAAAUGCUAGAGAACCCUCAAUUCCAAAGGAGGUGGAAGCUCCCAAAACAUCAUCAUCGUCUAGUGAACCUGUUAUACCAGAUGAUGAUAUGGACUUUAGUUGUUUGCAGGAUGAUGAAAAUCAAUUUGAUUUGGAGAAAACUUUAGGGGCAACCAAAAAAGUAGAAUCGCCGGUGAAACCGAAAGCUCCAGUGGUGACACCUGAAGAAGAUAUGCAAAAGUUACUCAAUAAUUGGGAGAAUAUAUGUCAAAUGGAUGAUUUUAAUGAGGAGCUGACAGCUACAUCAGCCACAAAUGGAACUGAUGUGUUAAGUGGUCAGGAGAAUUUACGUUUCUGGUAUUGGGAAGCAUGGGAAGAUCCCCUACGUCGUCCCGGUGAAGUUUUCCUAUUUGGUCGCACGCAAGAGGGUAAAUCGAUUAGUGUGCGUGUGGAGAAAAUCGAUCGUGUUAUAUAUCUGCUGCCAAGGGAAUAUCUUUUGGAUCCCAUCACUAAGGAGCCAACCAAACAAAAAGUCACACUGGCCGAUUUGUACAAAGAAUUUGAUGAAUCCAUAUCAAACGAUCUGAAAUUAGGUGAAUUUCGUUCACGUAAAGUAACCAAGAACUUUGCAUAUCAUUCAAUUGGCAUAGAUGUGCCACAACAAUGUGACUAUAUGGAAGUACAUUAUGAUGGCAAGAAACCUCCACCAAAUACCAAACUAAAGUAUAAUUCAAUUGCUCAUAUAUUUGGUACGAAUACUACAUCUUUGGAAAGAUUUAUUUUGGAUCGCAAAAUAAAAGGUCCCUGUUGGUUGAAUUUGAAACAAUUCAAAGUAAAUCCCGCACCCAUGAGUUGGUGUAAAAUAGAUGUGACGGUUAGUGAGCCAAAGUUUGUGGUUUUAACCGAAGACCCGAAGCCGGUGCCACCUCCACCCAUAACUCUGCUGACCUUAAAUGUACGCACAUCGCUGAAUAGUAAAACGCUGAAAAAUGAAAUUUGUAUGAUAUCCAUGUUGGUUCACAACCGAUUCCAAGUGGAUAAGCCACCACCGAAUCCGCCCUUCAAUAAACAUAUGUGUGGCCUUACACGGCCUGCAAUGUGCACUUGGCCAUUUGAUUUGAAUGCAAAGUUGACCAAAUUCAAAGCAACCAAAAUUUUUAAACAUGAUUCGGAAAGGGCUUUGCUUAGUUGGUUUUUAGCUCAGUACCAGCAAAUUGAUGCAGAUCUUAUUGUUACACAUGAUGCUUUGGAUUGUCAGCUGGAUGUCAUAGCUGAUCGUAUUGUCACCUUGAAAAUACCACAAUGGUCACGUUUGGGUCGGCUGCGUAUGUCUCAGGCUUUCGGCAAGAAAAUGUUGGAUUUCUUUAUUGGGCGCAUGGUGUGCGAUGUAAAACGCUCCGCCGAGGAAUGCAUACGUUCCAGAUCAUAUGAUUUACAAACUCUGUGUCAAAAUGUCUUGAAAAUCAAAGAAAACGAUCGCAUGGAAGUAAACGAAGAAGAUCUAUUGGAAAUGUUUGAAACUGGUGAUGGCAUUUUGAAAUUGGUUACGCUGACCAUGCAAGAUGCUUCAUUCAUUCUAAGGCUAAUGUGUGAUUUAAAUAUUAUGCCAUUGGCUUUGCAAAUAACCAACAUUUGUGGUAACAUUAUGACUCGUACACUGCAGUCGGGUCGUUCGGAACGUAAUGAAUAUUUGCUGUUGCAUGCAUUCACGGAGAAGAAUUACAUCGUACCCGAUAAGAAGAAAAGAGAAUUUAACAAUGCUUCUGCUGAUCCUGAAGCUGGGGAUCAUGAUAGUACUGCUGCCAAUACAACGUCUGCUGCAGGCGGUGGACGUAAAAAGGCGGCAUAUUCUGGUGGUUUAGUGUUGGAUCCCAUACGUGGCCUAUACGACAAAUACAUUUUAUUGAUGGAUUUCAAUUCGCUAUAUCCCAGUAUAAUACAGGAAUAUAACAUUUGUUUUACCACAGUGCAACAGCCCUACAAUCCCGAGGAUGUGCCACAAUUGCCCGAUUCAACUUUGGAGGCAGGCAUAUUGCCACAGCAAUUGAGACGUUUGGUGGAAUCACGUCGUGAAGUUAAAAAAUUAAUGGCCCAGCCAGAUCUUGCUCCCGAAUUACAAAUGCAAUAUCAUAUAAGGCAAAUGGCUUUAAAAUUGACCGCCAAUUCCAUGUAUGGUUGUUUAGGUUUUGCCCAUUCGCGAUUCUUUGCUCAGCAUUUAGCUGCGCUGGUCACCCUUAAAGGUCGUGAAAUUCUCAUGAAUACCAAAUCGUUGGUACAAAAAAUGAACUAUGAGGUGGUAUAUGGUGACACUGAUUCAAUCAUGGUCAAUACCAACAUCACCGACUAUGAGCAGGUAUUUAAAAUUGGAAGCGGCAUUAAGCAGAGUGUUAAUAAACUGUACAAACAAUUGGAACUGGAUAUUGAUGGAGUGUUCAGCUGUUUGCUGCUGCUUAAAAAGAAGAAAUACGCCGCUGUUAAGGUGGUCAAGACGGCCAAGGGUGAACUGAAAAAGGAGCAAGAACACAAAGGUUUGGACAUUGUCCGUCGUGAUUGGUCUCAAAUUGCAAUUAUGGUCGGUAAGGUGGUACUCGAUGAAGUAUUGUCGGACAAACAAUUGGAUGAUAAGCUCGAUGCUGUGCAUUCGCAUUUGGAGAAAGUUCGUGAUCAAAUAUUGGCUGGUGAUGUUCCGCUACCCAUGUUUGUGAUAACCAAACAAUUGUCGAAAGCCCCCACCGAUUUUAAUAAUGCUUCAACGCAACCGCACGUUCAAGUGGCACUGCGUAUGAAUAAAACCCGCAAUCGUCGUUACAAGAAGGGCGAUAUGGUCGAUUAUGUUAUUUGUCAAGAUGGCACCUCAAAUGCAGCCACACAGAGGGCUUAUCAUUUGGAUGAAUUAAAGGGUAGUGAAACUCUUAAAUUGGAUACUGAUUAUUAUCUUUCGUCACAAAUUCAUCCGGUUGUAACACGUAUGGUUGAGGUCUUGGAUGGUACCGAUGCUAGUCGUGUGGCGGAGUGUUUGGGAUUGGAUCCAACCAAAUUUAGAGCUCAAGUUCAAAGAACCUAUGAAGAGCGUGCAGUUGAUUCCACUGGCGAAUCAUUGGUUAAGAGUACCUUACAAAAAUAUCGUACCUGUGAGAAAUUCAAAUUCAUAUGUGUACGUUGUAAAACGGAAAACAUCGUUGCAUCUGCAUAUAAACCUUCGGCUGGCAAUUCAUAUGAAGCUGUCCUGCAGAAAUGUUCAAAUCCAGAUUGUUCCAUUGCUCCCUAUCAAUAUGUCAUUGCUAUACGCAAUCAACUUAUUCUCAGUAUGCGUGGAUUUAUAACACGUUUCUAUCAGAAUUGGUUGGUGUGUGAUGAUCCGGCAUGUAAUCAGAACACACGCUGUUACACUCAUGUCACCAGUGGUCGUCGUCCCGUGUGCAUGCGUUGUAAAAAUGGCACUCUCGUCAGACAAUACACCGAAAGAGAUCUCUACGAUCAAUUAAGUUAUUUCCAAUAUAUGUUUGAUUUGUCAAAACAUCUGCAUAAAAAUGUUAACAUUUCACCCGAGGUCACAGCUGCUUAUCAUGUGUUACGUGAAACGGUCGAUCAACAAUUGGAGAAAUCUGCAUAUUGUACUAUUGCCCUCAGUAAACUCUUCGCUGGGUGGAAACCAUUGCUUCAUGAUGAAGUUGUAGCCCAAAAGAAAAUCGAUCUACCAUCGGUACAAGUGGCAGCCACUUUGGAUGAUAUUUAGUUUGUAGGGAAAUAUGCAUUUUAGCAACGCCAAUUAUUAUGGUGUAUGUUUUUUAUAUUCAUAUCAAUAGUCCAUAGCAAUUGUAAAAAGCAGCACAUAAUCAAUCAUUUAUAACAGCAAUUAUUUUAUGCAUGUUAUUACAUAUCCAAACAAAAAGUUUUGAAAUAUAUUUAAUUUGUACACAAAUA
Messenger RNA from Musca domestica (house fly), 4817 nucleotides. It is a transcript of the gene DNApol-alpha180, whose product is annotated as DNA polymerase alpha catalytic subunit. The coding region runs from base 142 to 4629 and encodes 1495 amino acids. The record is from RefSeq and is a predicted model, not a curated record. Gene Ontology annotation, cellular component: alpha DNA polymerase:primase complex. The transcript has 7 exons. Gene Ontology annotation, molecular function: DNA-directed DNA polymerase activity; single-stranded DNA binding; pyrimidine nucleotide binding. Gene Ontology annotation, biological process: DNA replication; mitotic DNA replication initiation; lagging strand elongation. NCBI's taxonomy places the organism in Eukaryota, Metazoa, Arthropoda, Insecta, Diptera, Muscidae.